This is a messenger RNA of Vitis vinifera (wine grape), 2002 nucleotides long. Its product is annotated as putative ripening-related protein 1. The transcript has 2 exons. Lineage: Eukaryota; Viridiplantae; Streptophyta; Magnoliopsida; Vitales; Vitaceae. Bases 946 to 1992 code for a protein of 348 amino acids. The record is from RefSeq and is a predicted model, not a curated record.
UGCAGGCUUUGAAGUCAGAUUAUGCACAAAUUUGAAUCUCAAUUUUUUUCAUCUAAUAUUUAGAUUCAGGGGGGAAGAUCACAUCCAAUACUACUAUACACAGCUGUUCAAAUCAAACUCCAAUGCCAAACUAAAAUUAUUAGUGCAGAAAAGACGAUUGUGCAUAGAUCAUUACGCUGAUGAUAGAUAAAGCCAAGAGAAUUUUUUAUCCAAGACCAAUACUUUGUUUUCUUGUUCCUGUUAAAGGGGGAAGAUGGAAGGGGUUCUUGUCAAUAAUGGAUCUCAACUCCAUUUCCCAAAAAUUCCAACCAACUGGGUUAUAAAUUAAGCAAUCUAAGAAGAGGGUGAUGUGAUGUUAUGACCAUUAAAAGCAGCUGAUAUGUUGGAGGCCUUUUUUGUUUUCUUUAUUGGCUGAAGACACAAUGGAGGUCCUCUAGGAAACAGGUUCCCAAUUUUGUUUCAGACAAGGAAAGCAACAGAUAAAUGUAAAAGUGACUUCAAAUUAUCUUACCAUUACAUUUAAUUAUUCUAGAUUAUGAUCUCAAGCUGCCCACAAGUCUGUAAAAAGGAAUGUAUAAUAAGGACUAGUAUUUUAAACUUUAGUCCAUUCAGUAUGGCACUUAAGUUGAUAGAAGAUACGCAUCAUUGCCAGCUGGAACAUUGGGUAUUUCCAAAUAUAGUGAUGCCUUCAAUUGUUUUCUUUCAUAGCAAAACCAGUCACACACUAGCUCUAUAUUUUAUGUAGAUUAUCAGAAUGCCCUUUCUUGGAACCAUACCACUGCAAUACACAGAUAAUAGUUAUUCACACAAGGUAGUUUUGUAAAUCAAAGCCCCUUCUUGGUCAUUUGAUUUAGGCUAUUUCUAUAUAUAUAUCCACUUGGGAACUUGAUUUGCAUCAAGCAUUGAACACAAUUGCACAGAGAGAGGCAGAGAGAAACAGAAAGAAUGAAGACUUUUGGCUUAAAAGCAUCUUUGCUCUUAACAGCCAUUCUCGUUUUCACAGAUUGUUUGAAUGUGGAAGGCCAGGUUUGUCACCCAAGUGGCAAGAUCAGGGGUAAGAAGCCCCCUCCUGGAGAAUGCAACCAAGGCAAUGACUCUGAUUGCUGUAAAGAAGGCAAGCUUUACACAACAUACAAGUGUUCUCCAACAGUAUCUAGUCAUUCCAAGGCAUAUCUCACUCUUAAUGGCUUUGAAAAAGAUGAAGAUGGUGGUGCUCCAUCUGAAUGUGACAACCAUUACCACUCUGAUGACACCCCGGUUGUGGCACUGUCAACUGGAUGGUAUAACAAAGGUAGCAGGUGCUUAAACAACAUCACUAUAACUGCUAAUGGGAGGAGUGUGGUGGCCAUGGUAGUUGAUGAGUGUGACUCAACCAUGGGAUGUGAUAGCGACCAUGAUUAUCAGCCUCCAUGUGCCAACAACAUUGUUGAUGCCUCAAGAGCUGUGUGGAAAGCCUUGGGGGUGCCUCAAGAUCAAUGGGGAGGGCUAGAUAUCACUUGGACCGAUGUUUGUCACCCAAGUGGCAAGAUCAGGGGUAAGAAGCCCCCUCCUGGAGAAUGCAACCAAGGCAAUGACUCCGAUUGCUGUAAAGAAGGCAAGCUUUACACAACAUACAAGUGUUCUCCAACAGUAUCUAGUCAUUCCAAGGCAUAUCUCACUCUUAACGGCUUUGAAAAAGAUGAAGAUGGUGGUGCUCCAUCUGAAUGUGACAACCAUUACCACUCUGAUGACACCCCGGUUGUGGCACUGUCAACUGGAUGGUAUAACAAAGGUAGCAGGUGCUUAAACAACAUCACUAUAACUGCUAAUGGGAGGAGUGUGGUGGCCAUGGUAGUUGAUGAGUGUGACUCAACCAUGGGAUGUGAUAGCGACCAUGAUUAUCAGCCUCCAUGUGCCAACAACAUUGUUGAUGCCUCAAGAGCUGUGUGGAAAGCCUUGGGGGUGCCUCAAGAUCAAUGGGGAGGGCUAGAUAUCACUUGGACCGAUGCCUAAUUUCAUGCAG